This is a messenger RNA of Microplitis demolitor, 1600 nucleotides long. RefSeq names its product transcription factor E2F5. Bases 93 to 1076 code for a protein of 327 amino acids. NCBI's taxonomy places the organism in Eukaryota, Metazoa, Arthropoda, Insecta, Hymenoptera, Braconidae. Gene Ontology annotation, biological process: regulation of transcription by RNA polymerase II. The transcript is spliced from 6 exons. Gene Ontology annotation, molecular function: RNA polymerase II cis-regulatory region sequence-specific DNA binding; DNA-binding transcription factor activity, RNA polymerase II-specific; protein dimerization activity. The record is from RefSeq and is a predicted model, not a curated record. Gene Ontology annotation, cellular component: RNA polymerase II transcription regulator complex.
AUGGCGUUCAAGCUGUUGCGCCAAUUUCGAAGAUAAUCAUUGUGCUUUUGAAAUUUUGACAAACGGUUAUACGUGUGUAUUAUAAUAAAAUAAUGGCAGACAAUCAGCAAAGUAGAUUUGAAAAAUCUCUCGGUUUAUUAACCACACGAUUUGUAUCACUACUUCAAAAAGCCAAGGACGGUGUCCUGGACCUCAAAGUUGCCGCUGAUAUCCUGGAGGUGCGACAGAAAAGGAGGAUCUAUGACAUAACAAAUGUCCUGGAAGGUAUCGGGCUGAUUGAAAAAAAAAGUAAAAAUUCUAUACAGUGGAAGCGGUCUAGGGGCGCAGGACCUGGAUGUAAUACUCAAGAAGCUGGAGAAAAACUCGGCGAUUUAAAAGACGAGUUGCGGAGACUGGAAGAGCAUGAGGAUUUGCUGGAUACUCAUACGCAGUGGAUGCAGCAGAGUAUAAAAAAUAUUGAAAGUGAUUUUAAAAACCGACAGUAUGCUUACGUUACGUAUGAAGACAUUAAGGAACAGUAUCCGGAUGACUGUGUGCUUAUAAUAAAAGCCCCAGCUGAGACUGUACUGAAAGUACCGAACUUGGAAAAAAUACCAGACGAUGAUAAAAAUAGUAAUAAGAGUAAUUAUGAGUUGGUUUUAAAAAGUCCUGCUGGUGAAAUAAAAGUUUUUAUGAUACAGCCGAUGUUGGCGGAAAAUUAUGAUAACAAAAUGCUGGAGGCGAGGUUGCAAGAGCCCAAGGGUAUUAAGAGAGAAAAAAAUGAAUGUGAUCACCAGGAUGAGCCCAAGCCAAAGAGAAGAUUGUCUAGAUUGAGCAAGAGCAGAGAUAAAGAACCAACGUCUGAUGAAGAUGAAGAGAACGAAGAAUCCGAAUUACUGGAAGCUAAAAUAUUACUCAGUGAUCUCAGUACGAAGCUCCGUUCCGAAUCAUCCGAUUCAAGUUUACUUGAUGACUUUUAUUCAGACUUUUGUGGACCAUUAUUAAGUUUAAGCCCGCCACCAAGUGAAAAAGAUUACCAUUUUAAUUUAAGUGAAAACGAAGGGAUACUUGAUCUAUUUGAUAUCGCUGCUAAAUAAUUGUAAACUAAUUAUUUAUAGAUCGUAAUAAUUAAUAACUCGACUUGGGUGCACUGAUUGAUAUUCAAUCACUGUCCAAAUAUAUUUGGUCGCACCAAAACAUUAUUAUUAAAUAUUAAUAUUAUUAUUAAUUAUUAUUAAUUAUUAUUAUUAUUAUUAUUAUUAUUAUUUUUGAUUAUAGCAAUAAAGUUAAUUAUCUAUUAACUAAAUUAACAAUCAGUUUUAGUAAAUGGCCUGGUUAUUUAAAUUUAAUGUUCGUUAUCUAUUGUAUUGUUACUGAAUUCAAACUGUUGCGAAGAAAAGUGAUGGAAGUUGGAAUUUUUUUUGGUAUUUCUAUAAGAAUUUGAUGAUUUGAUAAUUAUUUUUGAUGCGAGUACUAAAUUAUAAAUGUUUUGUAUUUUAAAAUAAAUUAAUUAAAAUUAUAAUUAACUCUAUUAAUUAGAGUGUUGAAUAUAAAUUUUUUUUGUAAUGUAAAUGAUUGUUCUGUUGUAAACAUGUACCUGUAUAUGUUUUUAAAUACGUUA